AUAAUUUUUGGAAUGACUGCUUCAUACCCAGAAAUCAUUCUAGCAGUCUGUUUAUUGAUUUUGCCAAUCUUAUACGAGUCUAGUCAUGUAUUCAGAUAUUACUUGAAAUUUUUUGUGUACUAUUCCAUUGGUAUGAUAAAUUCAGUUAUCCUUUUACCAGUGUUUUGUUGCAGACCAAGAGACGUACGAAACCUUCUAGUUGCCUCCGACUUUUGUCGCAUUGUAUCUACUCUAGUUGGAUUGAGAUGGACUAUAAGAGGAAAAGAAAAUCUAGAGAAGAAACAAGCAUGCAUCAUAUUAUCCAAUCAUCAAAGUUCCUUGGAUGUCUUGGGAAUAAUGGAGAUAUGGAGACUUAUGGACAAAUGUACAGUUAUAGCAAAACGGGAGUUAUUAUUUGCUGGUCCAUUUGGUUUGGCCAGUUAUCUUUGUGGUUUGAUUUUCAUACCUCGCAUCCAAACAGAUAAAGCAAAAAAUAUCAUGAAUGAGGCUGCUAACAGACUGAAAUCUGAUAAGAUUAAAUUGUGGGUUUUUCCUGAAGGUACCAGAAGAAAUGAUGGAAAAAUUCAUUCAUUCAAAAAGGGUGCAUUUCACAUGGCCAUCACAAAUAAAUUGCCUAUUGUACCAGUAGUGUAUAGCAGAUAUUAUUUUUUGGAUAAAACCACCAAAUAUUUUGGCUCUGGAAAUGUGACCAUAACUGCACUACCACAGAUAGAAACUAAAGAUUUGUCUUUGGAUGAUUUGGAUGAAUUGAUGGAAAGAGUGAGGAAUUUGAUGUCUGCAACAUAUUAUGUGACAAGUAAAGAAGGACUUUCCAGUGCAAACCAAAAAGCCACUUGA
Molecule: messenger RNA, 837 nt
Organism: Phaedon cochleariae (mustard beetle)
Lineage: Eukaryota; Metazoa; Arthropoda; Insecta; Coleoptera; Chrysomelidae
Source: the annotation of a GenBank genome assembly